ACUAGCAGCUCAGUCUGGUUUUAGUUGUGCGUGUUUCUUGUUGUGUUACUGCCUGAAGAUCCUGGUUUUGCUUGUGAAUUAUUAUUUUUUAACAGGAGGAAUGUACACCAGUUAAUGUAAUUAAAAAGAAAAUUUCGCAAUUAAUUGAAGAACCAAACGAGUUAAAAAAAAUUGUGAUGUCCAAUGUAGGAAGAACUGAAAUAUAUAUGUAACUAAAUCUGCGUCAAAUGAAACAUGCAAUGAACUGAGAUCAAAUAAUAAAUGCAUAAAAUUGGAAUAUAUUUAAACAAAGUUACGUGAAAGUAGUAUAAUAUGUAUGCGGCAGCAGGUGGGGCAUCGCUGGCGUCACGCCAGGCACGUCAACGUCAGCGUCAACAAAAACGUAAUCAGCAAUUACAAGCAAAACUUCAUCCCCCAAAAUUAUCAGCGUUAUCGACUACCGAACAUGGCGCUUCAACUCCAACUCGGACCCAGUCACGUCAGUUCCACCAGCUGCCGACCAACUACCUGCGCACGCCACAGACCCAGAUAAGAAAAUUAAGCGCAAGCUACACGACUCAAUCAAAGCUUUUACUGCCUAUUGAAGAAGGUGAUAAUCAGUCGGUGUUGCAGAUGCGCAUGCAAUAUGUGCAUCCAUCAACGAAUCAUUCUCAUAGUCACGCACAUCCUACUCAGACGCAUCCACAUUCUCAAUAUCAGUCUGCGCAUCAGCAGUACCACUCACACGGAGGCAUCUCACAGAAGUUAAUUCAUCGGCAUUCAGGCAGUGGCGCUAGUACCUUUCAUCAACCAAAGCUUUCUAAGUCCGCCACGGCGACUCUACCACUCGUCUCUCAAAUGGAAGCCACGCCGCCGUCGACGCCAUCGGGUGCGGCCGAAGGUGCAACUACCACCGCUACAAAGGUGGGGACGUCAUCUGUCGAUCACACUUGCAUUAAUUUAUCCCACCAUGAUACAAUCAUUGUGACACCGGCCACGCCGAUGGCCUCGCCAGGGCACGUAGGCAAACCACUUCACAAACAGCAGGAAGCACUAACUGGUAUUAUUGGUAAAAUUGAAACUUCUACCUCGCCUAGUGCAAUUAUUGAUUAUGAAGAGCAGAUGAAAAAUCCACCAUUAGAACGUAAGUGCAGCGUAUAUCGUAUGCGACGAAAUGAGCCCUACGAAUAUAAGGAGGCGAGCAUAGGUGGAGGUGUGGGCAGCAGCGUUAGGCGGCAGCUGAAGGAUCUGAAAUUUAAUCAGCAACAACAAUAUGAACCACUGCUCAGCAACGAGUCACAUCUUUGUUAUAAGGGACUAGCGAAUGGGCGCAAAUGGCAAGUAUGUGCUUACUGCGAGGAGGGCAUUUGCGUCUGUGAACAUAUUGAGUGUACUCGAGGUCGUGCUGCUUGGCUGGAACGGGGACGACGUUGCAGCGUACAAGAAGCGCAACAACAAGCAGCUUGCCAUCGUCGUUGGGUGAAACGCAACCGUAUUCAAGAUGCAUCCUUGGGCGGCUCAUCUGACGACGAAGACCUCUUAGGGGUAUUACGAGGGCCCAGUACUUUUGCGAACGCCUUCCUAUAUGUGGGUCUCGGUACAAUUGCUUUGGGUUUGGUAAUAGCAUUUGUCGGAACGGGAGAAAAAGGCUUCAAAACAGUGGAAUUGCGCCUCAUCGGACCUUCGUUAAUAGGACUAGGAUUCAUAUGUUGUAUGUUGCGAAUACUCUUUUGUAUUUGCCCGUCGCACUGUAUUUCAACAAAUAAAAACAAUUUUAAAAAAGAUUGCAAUAAAAUUGAUGCCGACUACACAACUUCAUUACUCCGUGGAGAGGGAAAACGGGUUUCUAUAGCGAGGCGACCGGGCCUUCAGCCAAAAUACCCACUCGCGCACAAACGAAGCAACAACAAAAUACUAAACGAAGGAAUGGAAGCACUCCGGCAAAUCGCAACCACAUCUCUUUUUAUGCAAAAUGAGCAGAAACCCUCAUUGAAUCGCGUAGUUCCAAUAAUUAAGGAGCCAGAAAACAUCGGCGAGCACAUUCCCAAGAAAACAGAGUUUUCUAGCUGCGAUGAUAUUUACGAUACAAACCAUGGAGAAAAGACCGGCACGUAUAAAGAAGUCGAUAGCGAAGAUACAAACAAAGCAGGUGUAGAAGACAUAAUAAACACGACUACAACUGCCAUCAAAGUAAGCUCAGCCGAAUCAACAGUAAAUACGCCAUCUAACGAAGCAUCAGAGACCAACCUUGUUUCAAAGUCCGCAGUAUUAUUAGAGCAGAAAAUACCAGCAUUCUCGUCGACGCCAAUAUCAGAAGCUUUAACGAUUAGUCCAACCAGCAAAUUAUCUCGGCAACGUAUCGCAAUGAACCACAAAUUGCUGCAGCAGGCAAAACCACAUAUAAAUGACUCAGAUUUACUAAUGGAAACUUCGAUGUCAAUAAUCCAAUCAUCAACUACGGUCAACGAGUUCACCCUAAGAAAUGGUUCUAACUCUGAUACUAUGAACAAUGCUUACAUCGCUUCUGCAUUCAUCGAUAAAACUAGCACUGGGGCAGUACCUCGAACUACUACAUCAGAUACAGCAUUAUCUACACCACCAACGUCUGAAAGAACAGCUGAUCUUAAUUCAAUAUCGGAGAUAGGAAAUAUAUCUUCGAGUAUUGUAGCAGCCCGCACCAAUUCAUCUAGCACUGCGCCAAGUAUACCACCUUUUACAUUAUCUUUAAAUAAAUCGAUAUGCCCAUCAGUCCAGUCAAUUUUUAUUCCUGGGCAAAUUGAAGAUAUGGACACAGCUACAUCCGAACAGUCGCUUGCAAUUGCACCAAGCUCUACAAAUUUGCGGGCAUUCGGGCCUGGGAUUUCGAAUGCCAGAUUUAUGCUCCCUUCUCCUUUGUCAUCAUCAUCUGACAGUGAAUCAGAAGGCUCAUCAGCCUUUUCCCCCUCUCAGGCAACAGUAAUGCAAGCUUUAUCAAAAUCUGAGCAAUCACCUAGUGAUAGUGCUGCUGCCAACGUGGGUAUAUCGCAUAGCAACAAAUAUGCUCCCCAGAAUCAUCCUGUAAACAUAUUUGAACCGGAACUACUACUGAGUCCAGCUAAACUCUGUCAGUAAAUUUUUAAUCGAUUUACGAAAAAUUUUACUUUGUACACAUCUUGUAAAAAUUCAUGACAAAAUUAAAGUAAGAGUUAGCAUAUCUGUAUGAUAGUGAAAUUCCUAAUUUUUAAUAAGUUUUUUUUAGAAACUUGGAGCGUGUUUUGAAAAAGUGUUUUAAAUAAAUACUUGCCUCUUAUUUUUUUGUGGGUGAAAAGUACGUAAAUAUAUAAGUACAUAUGCAUUUAGUUAUUUAAAAUAUUGGAUAAGACAAUACCAGUGUAAGAUAUUAAAUUAAUUCUGUGUUUAUUUUGAAGUUAGCCGCAUAUCACUAUUCAUACCAGAGCACAUCUUUUAAAAGGCCGUAUCGGCUUCCGUAAUGUAACCCCUGAAUGCUACCCCUAUGGGUCUCAAGUAGCAUGAUCGCGUCGGCGCUUGCCAUGAGAUGACCCAGUCGUUCUUCGAGCGUUGCGUCGCUUGUAUAUAACAGUGCUACAGUGCCGUCGACGUUGUCGUACUCUGACCACAGAAAGUCGGUUAAUACCGCUCUAUACCGUGUCCCAUGGAUGGUAACGGUUUCUCCUUCCCUUCUCCUUGAACCCUGCAAACUAUCAUUCAAAUGAUUUUACGGUCAAAACCCAGAUAAGCAUAUUUGCAAUUGAGCAGGAAUUUCGAUAAUAUCUUUUUAUAAUUGCCGCACAUUGGACAAGCGUGAGACGAUGGAUCAUAAAAUGACAAACCUUAUUGAAUAUUUUAACAGUUAGAUGAAACCCACAGCUGCAGAAACAAAACAAUUGGAAAAACUUUCAUUGCUUUCCGGUCACCUUUCACUUUGCCUUUACAAAUAACUUGAAAAUUGUCAAAGAAUUACAAAAAGAAAAUCUAAAAAAUUUGGUUUUUCCGAUAGCUGGGAAACCAAGAUGUAAAGUUAAAAUAUAGUAUAUCAUAGAACGAUUCAACAUACACUAACGAUUCAAUGUACAUACAUACAUACAUAUGUACAUAAA
Molecule: messenger RNA, 4076 nt
Organism: Anastrepha ludens (Mexican fruit fly)
Lineage: Eukaryota; Metazoa; Arthropoda; Insecta; Diptera; Tephritidae
Exons: 7
Coding region: 313-3090 (925 amino acids)
Source: RefSeq, a predicted model, not a curated record